UUCAGUAGAAGAAAUUUCGAUCUUCAGUACAAAAGUAAGCGUAAGAAUAGGAAGGAGCAAUGAUUCGCCUAAGCUAUAUUGUGCUUAUUGGUAUCGCACUAGCGUGCGUUGUCGCGGAGGAGGAAUUGUACUCCAACCAGUAUGACGAUAUCGAUAUCAAAGCCAUUUUCGAAAAUGAGAAACUACGACAACAAUAUUACAACUGUUUCAUGGAGAUUGCACCGUGCAAGACAGCACCUUUGAAAUUCUAUAAAGAAAUCUUUCCUGAAGCUUUCCAGACUCAAUGCAAAAAAUGUACUGAAAAGCAAAAGAAACAUAUGGAAUACAUAAUUGAUUGGUAUACAACGAAUAAACCCAAUGAUUGGAAUGCUUUAGUUACGAAAAUUGUGCAAGAUUUAACAAAGAAAAGUACUCAAUAAUUAUCAAUAAUACUGCUGAUAAAACUGACAAAGACCGACAAGGAUUUUUAUAGCGAACCGAUACUCUAACCCUCAAGAACGAAAAGGAACUCUAUAGAGUUGUUAAUGUUUAUAUAACACUAUACUGUAGUUUAUAUUAGAAUAAAACUUGAAAAUUA
This is a messenger RNA of Linepithema humile (Argentine ant), 577 nucleotides long. Its product is annotated as ejaculatory bulb-specific protein 3. Lineage: Eukaryota; Metazoa; Arthropoda; Insecta; Hymenoptera; Formicidae. The record is from RefSeq and is a predicted model, not a curated record.